AUGCAGAAGCACGGCAUUAUCCUGCUGAACAGUGUCGAGUGGCCAGUCAUGAAGAACCUACUUGCGGCACUGAAACGACUUCGCCACAGGAGCAAGCCACGCAAGCUCUGGAUCGAUCAGCUUUGCAUCGAUCAGUCAAACAACGACGAGCGAGGCCAGCAAGUCAAACUCAUGGCUAAAAUCUACAGCCUUGCAGAAGAUGUCCUAGUCUGGCUCGGCGAUGGGCCUGACGACAACUACAAGAAUCAUGAGCACGACCAAUGCUGCUGGAAAUUGUCGCCGAACCUGAAAGACUGGACCAUGGAUCACGGUUCUCACUGUUACAUCGGACGCAAGAGUGAGUGGCAGUCUUCAUACUUGAGCGAACUUCUACACAGACACUAG
Molecule: messenger RNA, 384 nt
Organism: Fulvia fulva
Lineage: Eukaryota; Fungi; Ascomycota; Dothideomycetes; Mycosphaerellales; Mycosphaerellaceae
Product: Heterokaryon incompatibility protein 6, OR allele
Exons: 1
Coding region: 1-384 (127 amino acids)
Source: RefSeq, a predicted model, not a curated record